GGGGGGAUAUACACGCACGACCCGUCGUACGCGGCGUUCUUUGACCAGCGGGAGCAGGAGCUACGUGAGAUCGAGGUUCGCCGACAGCGGGAGAUCAUGGCCAGGGCAACGCAGGGGUCGAUCGGUGGCGCGCUCCAGGAGAACAGCAUCCAGCUCCACACGUCCCAGCGAGGGGGCGGUGGAGGUCUGCCGCAGUCGCCAGGGACGUCCACACCUGCGGACCCAGGACCAGCCCCCAGCCCAGGCGUGUUGCCAGGGGAGACCGGUACGGUUGACGCGGGGGACCUCACGAACAUCAAGCGCAUGCUCGUGGAGGCGCAGUUCGGGUACGUCGUGGGGCUGGAGGACGGGAAGGAGUCUACGUUCAAGGCGGCGUUCUCCAGCUCGUGGGGCAAUCGCAAGAUAUCCCAGAUUGCAAGCACGCUAUUCCAGAAGCAAAAGAUCACGGAGCCCAAGCGUAAGGACGAAAAGAUAUCGGAGUUGUGGAAGUAUUAUCAGAACCUCGCCUGA
Molecule: messenger RNA, 510 nt
Organism: Prorocentrum cordatum
Lineage: Eukaryota; Dinophyceae; Prorocentrales; Prorocentraceae
Source: the annotation of a GenBank genome assembly